AUGGAUGACGGGGAAGCCUCUAGAGCGGGCCAAAGACAAUGUUCUUACCGUGUCGAAGGUGCUGUCUGUCCUCCCUUGGACUCGGCGGUCCUCCAGCGCAUUCGGGAAGGGCGUGGGCCGCGAGACACGAUACCCGAAGACCUCCUCGCUGCUUUUCGCGACAACGACCCACAGAACCACAGUGCCGAAACGUAUGGCGACUUGAGGAAGGUCCUUCUGUCAUGGAACGACCGCAUGAGCGGUAAUCUUGGAGAGGAUCAAGAUGCAAGAGAAAUGCUGCAAAUUGCCGUCGAAAGGCGGACUCAUUUGCUGAAGAGCUCCAGCCAUGGCCUUGAUCGGACACAUGCGCUUAAGGAGUCUUCGAACGAGCUACUGCAGGCUCUGACAACCCUGAGGCCAGAGAUUGCAAGCUUCAGGAGCCAAGAUCCCUUCGACAUCUUGAUAAUGAUGUGGGCGAAUGUUCGAAUUGCAAUACCAGACUUGGACGAUGAACUGAAGCUGCUGACGAUGAAGGCAUUGCUCAACGAGGUUGAGUCAAGAUUGCAUACGUCGAAUGCGACAAAGGUAUUUGGAUUGGCACGGUCGUUGAGUGUAGCUCGGCUCGAACAGAAUACCGCUGCGGUCGAGCGGUUGGAGACGAAGAUACAGGCUUUUGAACAGAAGAUGCGCGAGACCAUUGUCAAGAAAGCGAUUGACAGGAUCAAGCUCAUGCGCAAAGAUCUAUUGCAAGGCAAGUUGAAAGAGUUGCAGCAGUUAACAGAGCUGCAAGCAGCGCAGAAGUGGGACGCUCACGCCAAACUGGGUGGUAGUCAACAAAGGCAGAAUCAAAGCAGAGCCUACGAUCAGGCGAACGGUAAGCUCCGACGAGUCUUACAGCAGCAAGUGCCAGAAUUGGACGCACAUGUCCAAGUCGUCCAGAACAACGCAAAUGCCCUGGCCGGUAUGAGUGCCAGCCUGUUGUCCCGGGCAAUGGAGGCUGGCUUCUCGCUCGAAGACAAGCACUCAUCGACGUUAGUCGAAUUGGCGAAAGCUGACGUAAAGGGCUACGUGAGCGGAACCGUUGCUGACGUUCUCGAUGCACGAGAAGAGGCAGCUAGGAUGCUUAAUCGGAUGGGCGCAGUCGAAAGCCAUCUCGACGUCCUGCUGGACGCAGCGAAGAGCCAGUACCGAGAGUAUGAUGGACUCUUGCGCUUGCUCGACCCAACAGAAUCUCGCAAUACGAGCGGCGAUGUGGAAAUAGAACUUGCUGAGAAGUACGGGCCUCGCCGGGAGAGCAUAUUGCUGAUGAUCAGGAACAUGCAGAGGGCCAGACGUGGUUAA
Messenger RNA from Macroventuria anomochaeta, 1320 nucleotides. RefSeq lists its product as uncharacterized. The record is from RefSeq and is a predicted model, not a curated record. NCBI's taxonomy places the organism in Eukaryota, Fungi, Ascomycota, Dothideomycetes, Pleosporales, Didymellaceae. The coding region runs from base 1 to 1320 and encodes 439 amino acids. The transcript has a single exon.